AAAACGGUUCAGAAAACCUCCCCGUCCCCACCCCCACCCCCACCCCCACUCCCUUCCGUCUCUCUCUCUCUCUCUCUCUCUCUCUCUCUCUCUCCUCACUGUCCAAUUCUCUCUCCUCGGAACCCUAAUCUCACUUGAAGCUAACAUAACCCAAUUUCACUCCCUGCAGUUUCUGAUUUCCUAUCCGAAUUGAGACUAGGGCUCAAAUCAAGCUCAUGACCAACCUUUAAUGGCCUUUACUCACUAGAAUUCUCGAACCAUGUCCGUUGCAGAACUCAAAGAGCGCCACGUGGCCGCCACAGAGACUGUGAACUCUCUCCGAGAGCGUUUGAAGCACAAGCGCCUCCUUCUCCUCGACACCGAUGUGGCGGGAUAUGCAAGAUCGCAAGGGAAGUCUCCGAUAACGUUCGGCCCGACGGAUCUAGUUUGUUGCAGGACGUUGCAGGGGCAUACUGGGAAGGUUUAUUCACUAGAUUGGACUCCUGAAAAGAAUCGCAUUGUCAGUGCAUCUCAAGAUGGGAGGCUAAUUGUAUGGAAUGGUCUCACAAGCCAGAAAACUCAUGCCAUAAAGCUACCUUGUGCAUGGGUCAUGACGUGUGCCUUCUCUCCUACUGGGCAGACUGUUGCUUGUGGUGGCCUUGAUAGUGUAUGCUCCAUCUUCAACCUGAAUUCGCCCACCGACAAGGAUGGGAAUCUACCUGUGUCAAAAAUGCUUAGUGGGCACAAGGGUUACGUUUCCUGUUGUCAGUAUGUUCCAGAUGAAGAUACUCAUCUCAUAACAAGUUCUGGUGACCAGACAUGCGUUUUAUGGGAUAUAACUACUGGCCUCCGAACUUCAGUUUUUGGAGGUGAAUUCCAAUCUGGACACACUGCUGAUGUACUGAGCGUCUCAGUCAAUGGAUCGAACUCAAAACAGUUUGUAUCUGGUUCUUGUGAUGCAACUGCCCGAUUGUGGGACACUCGCGUUGCCAGUCGAGCAGUCCGGACAUUUCAUGGUCAUGAGGGAGAUGUUAAUGCCGUGAAGUUCUUUCCUGAUGGAAAUAGAUUUGGAACUGGUUCAGAUGAUGGAACUUGCAGGUUAUUUGACAUUAGGACAGGGCACCAGCUCCAAGUAUACUAUCAGCAGCAUGGAGACAAUGAUGUCCCCCCUGUGACUUCCAUUGCUUUCUCCAUAUCAGGAAGGCUUCUCUUUGCUGGGUACUCAAAUGGUGAUUGCUAUGUAUGGGACACGUUACUUGCAAAGGUGGUUUUGAACUUGGGAUCUCUACAAAACUCACAUGAGGGUCGGAUCAGUUGUUUGGGUUUGUCAGCUGAUGGGAGUGCCUUAUGUACAGGAAGUUGGGAUACAAACCUGAAGAUUUGGGCUUUUGGUGGGCAUAGAAGAGUGAUCUGAGUAGUUGGCAUCUAAAUGCGUAUGGCUGUUGUCUGACCUUGUUUAAGUUUUAAAAUCCGUCCUCCACCCCGUCCCUCUUCCCCCACCCCCCCACACCCCACCCCCCCCCUCUUGUAAAAGCCUUUGAAUCUAUUUAGGUACUCUGUUUUGGGAAUUCGUAAUCUUGUACUGUUUAUUCUUGAAAUGCUAUUUUGGACAGGGAAAAAGGAGUGUAGUCUUGGAGGCGGUAAAUCGAAGAAGCCAUUUGUUUGCUUUUA
Rhododendron vialii is the source of this 1650-nucleotide messenger RNA. RefSeq names its product guanine nucleotide-binding protein subunit beta-2. Gene Ontology annotation, biological process: G protein-coupled receptor signaling pathway. The transcript is spliced from 6 exons. Lineage: Eukaryota; Viridiplantae; Streptophyta; Magnoliopsida; Ericales; Ericaceae. Gene Ontology annotation, molecular function: protein binding; signaling receptor complex adaptor activity. Gene Ontology annotation, cellular component: cytoplasm; heterotrimeric G-protein complex. The record is from RefSeq and is a predicted model, not a curated record. The coding region runs from base 260 to 1393 and encodes 377 amino acids.